Athene cunicularia (burrowing owl) is the source of this 2512-nucleotide messenger RNA. RefSeq names its product family with sequence similarity 149 member B1 (gene FAM149B1). The coding region runs from base 518 to 2308 and encodes 596 amino acids. Lineage: Eukaryota; Metazoa; Chordata; Aves; Strigiformes; Strigidae. The transcript has 14 exons. Gene Ontology annotation, biological process: cilium assembly; protein localization to cilium. The record is from RefSeq and is a predicted model, not a curated record.
GUCUUUUCUGAACAGCAGAGAUGACAGGAGAGCUUCUUCCCUGAAGGCUCUUUCAGCCCGUACUUGGGAAAGGACUUCUGUUCCUGCUUUGAUACUUCACUGUCCCCCAGCUACUGUGACUUUUCUUGUCCUUUCCUAGAUAUCUAAACUUUGACAAAACAAAAAACUAGCAAGCGUCAUUUCUCCUAACUUGCCUGGGCAUAGUUUGGUGGCUACUCUUGUUCUAUUUGAUUACAAGGCUCCUACAGGGAUAAUGAUGUAUCUGCUUUUAGAGAGCUGUAGCCCAAUUCCCAACAACAUUUUAAGUUUGAAAUAAGAUACUGGUUUCUAAGCAAAGACCUUUAACUCCCUGUUUAGUCUAGAGUUAGUUUUGAUACCUCAAUUCUAAAGCUUCCCUAACAGGAAUUAGCCUUCUAAUAAUAAAUGAGGUCUGGUAGGCAAAUUAUUGCAUUCCUUGAAAAGCAGGGAAGAAACUUGUAAAGCUUGGGACCUCUGUAGUUGUUUAUUUUUAUAAGUAAUGUCAAGUUCCACGUCUUGUUUUAGCCAAGGACUUCCAAAACAUGCCUUGCGGCAUCACCCACUGCCAGAGCCAGGGCCUGAGGUGUGCCCAGCCACACCCACGGCUGGCAACCACGGCGAGAUCUCAAGGGAGUCUGAAAUCUGGAAGGAAUCAGAUUACCCAGUUACUCCAGCUGAUCAUGGGAAUUCAUGGUCUGCUAGUCAGAGUUACGCCGACACCUCCACCGAAGACAGCUCUGUCUUCUCCUGGGGCUAUGAUGAAUUUGAUAAAGCUGCCACACAACAAGUUCAGAUGAUGUUCAGACAAAUUGAUGAGCUUCUCUAUGAGCAGAAAGAGAAUGUGCAUGUUGAGGGACUGCGGGAAGAAUGCAACCAGUGGACAUCCAACUUUCCUCAUCUCAGGGUUGUGGGGAAGCAGAUAGUGAUCCCCACAGAUGAAGGGUACGGAUGGUACUCAAGUUCACCUUCUGGCAGUUUAGGUUCCUCAGAUGUAAGUUCACCACAAGAAAAAGAUUCUAAUGAAUUUAGUGUUUUUGGCAAGAAGGUACCUCUUUCAGUUACCCCCAUUCACAAAAAGGCUGACCGUUCCAAGUCUCCGACCUUGUGUUCUCCAGAGAGCGAAGAAGGUGAAGAUGGAGUCAUUGUCUCUGAAGGCAUCAUGGAGGAGUAUUUAGCAUUUGACUGCAGAGAUGUGGAGGAAGAGUUGCAUGAGAGGAAAAUGGGACUGUCCUGUGGUAGUCGGAAAUUGGGGUUUCCUCCCAUCUCUCCAUAUUCCUGCAUGAAGGAUUCUGUGCUCACAUUUGUGUUUGAUGAUGUGUGGAGUGAAGUCCUAGGCUGCAUGGAAGAAUUAAUCUGCAGACACUGGGAAGGGUCAGCCUCUGAUGAUGAGAAAAACAUCAUAACAGUAGAAACAAUCAGGGCAGAUGCUGGAAGCCCUUUGCAGUUUGAUCCUCUGCCAGUGAUGUUACCUCGUGUGCCACCAACUAAAAUGCCCUCAGUCACAUCAGAUGUGUGUCCAAAACCCAGAUGUGGCCGCAAAAGCAAAAAGAGGAGAAAACCACCUCAAGUAAGUCUCUCUCAAGGGUCAAGUAGUGGCGCUCAACGUAAUCUAAAUGGCUUGAUGGCAAUACAUGGGAUCCAGUUGCAGCAAAGGAAUCUGCCUGUAAUGGAGAAAGCACUGGACCUGGAUGAUAAAGGCUCCAGUUCCAUCCUCUCUACCAGGGCGGGGCCAGAUCGUCCUCUGGAGCUCAGCGCGUCGUCCCUGCCCCGCUCCACCAGGAGGCGAAACCCGCCGCCUCGGACGCUGCAUCCCAUCAGCACCAGCCGCUCGCGCACCGGCACCCCGGGCUCUCUGGACGAUGUCUUCAGGGGAGCUCGAUUUCCGACUGCUCACGAGCAGCUGAGCUCACCCUCCCCGCUGCUGCUAAGCCGAAAUAACCUCCUACCACCUAUUACCACCACCAGCACCGUGGCGGAGCACGCCAGCACUGCGGGAUCCCAGAGGCAAACGAAAUCUCAAGGGAACUCAAGUCGAGCUCACAGUGUAACAGCACGUGAAGAUGCCCACCAGCUACAGGAGCAGCUUUUCUUACCUGAUCGUUUCUCCCGGUCUAACACAACCAGCACAUUCUUGCCAGAUCCACAGCACCGCCGUUCUUGCACAUUUAUUGAUUAUAGUAACCAAUCUUGGACAAGCAGAGGAUCAACAGGUUCAGGUCUUCAGCUGCACGGUUCUCUGAAAGCCCACAGUCGAAGCGGAUCAGUCACAAAAAGCAAACAGGGGCUCUGAACGUGCCAUGAGGAAGUGUCCAUCCAUCUCCGGAGUCAGGAACCACCCUUCACUCUCAGCAAUGUCAACACUGUUUACAGAGUUUUCAAACACCCUUCCUCAUCAAGUUAUUUUUAUAGAAAUCUCAGCAGCAGCUGCCAAAGAUCAGAAGGAGUGUACUUAAAACAUUCCAUUUUCUACCAGUAGAAGUUACACUCCAGUGGA